Molecule: messenger RNA, 1748 nt
Organism: Molossus molossus (Pallas's mastiff bat)
Lineage: Eukaryota; Metazoa; Chordata; Mammalia; Chiroptera; Molossidae
Gene: ZNF697
Product: zinc finger protein 697
Exons: 2
Coding region: 111-1748 (545 amino acids)
Biological process (GO): negative regulation of transcription by RNA polymerase II
Molecular function (GO): DNA-binding transcription repressor activity, RNA polymerase II-specific
Source: RefSeq, a predicted model, not a curated record
UUCAAAGGCAGACAAGGUGAGGAAAUAAAGCCAGACUGACAUGACCUUUAUGUGUGUGUUUUGUCUGGAGCAGGGAGUCCUGGUCACCUCCUUUGUCCUGUUCCUCCCGGAUGGAACAAGAAGACAAUCACAUUGUGUGUGAAGCCCGGAACACAGAAGACACCGAGAUGGGUUCCGAUUCUGAGAACUCGGAGGACAGGGAAGGGGACCCAGAAGAGAGAAAAAUGGGUUCUAAUGCACAGGACGCAGAUCAGAGAGGCGGUCCCCGGGAGCAGGGGGUGAGCUCCCACCCACGGGACGAAGCUCCACAAGGGGACUCUGAGGAGCGGGGACUCAUGUCUGACAUCUGCACAGAGGGGCUGCUGAGUGAGGAAGAAGAGGUUCUCCGCGAGGAAGAGGAUGACCACGCUGGUGUAGCUGCGGUGGCAAUGUUCCCAGGACUGUCCGAGUCCGACAGCGUGUCCCGGAGCCCCAGGGAAGAAGAGGAGGAGAGCGCCGGCGAGAACCGGCUUAAAGAGGAGGAGGAGCAGCCGUCCCCGCCCGUGCUUCCCUGGAGGCGUCACCUCUCCCUGGGCAGUCGGCACCGGGGCGACAAGCCGGCCCACCGCCGCUUCCGCCGGCUCCACCACCCCAUGGCCGUGGACCUCGGGGAGCUGGACAGCCUGAUGGCCAGCAUCAUGGACGCGCCCACCAUCUGCCCCGACUGCGGAGAGAGCUUCAGCCCGGGCGCCGCCUUCCUGCAGCACCAGCGCAUCCACCGCCUGGCGGAGGCGGCCGCCGCGGCCAGCCUGGAGCCCUUCGGCCUGGCGGGGGAGUGCGGCGCGGUGGUGGGCGUGGCGGGGGGCUUCGGGGCGGGGCCUGCACUGGCCCGGCCCCCGCGCGAGAAGCCCUUCCGCUGCGGAGAGUGCGGCAAGGGCUUCAGUCGCAACACCUACCUGACCAACCACCUGCGCCUGCACACGGGCGAGCGGCCCAACCUGUGCGCGGACUGCGGCAAGAGCUUCAGUUGGCGCGCGGACCUGCUCAAGCACCGGCGGCUGCACACGGGCGAGAAGCCCUACCCGUGCCCCGAGUGCGGCGAGGCCUUCAGCCUCAGCUCGCACUUGCUAAGCCACCGGCGCGCGCACGCGGCGGCCAGCGGCGCGGGGUCGGCGGCGCUGCGGCCCUUCGCCUGCGGGGAGUGCGGCAAGGGCUUCGUGCGCCGCUCGCACCUGGCCAACCACCAGCGCAUACACACCGGCGAGAAGCCGCACGGUUGCGGCGAGUGUGGCAAGCGCUUCAGCUGGCGCUCGGACCUGGUGAAGCACCAGCGCGUGCACACGGGCGAGAAGCCCUACAUGUGCUCCGAGUGCGGUGAGACCUUCAGCGUCAGCUCGCACCUCUUCACGCACAAGCGCACGCACUCGGGCGAGCGGCCCUACGUGUGCCGCGAGUGUGGCAAGGGCUUCGGCCGCAACUCGCACCUGGUCAACCACCUGCGCGUGCACACGGGCGAAAAGCCCUUCCGCUGCGGCCAGUGCGAGAAGCGCUUCAGCGACUUCUCCACCCUCACGCAGCACCAGCGCACGCACACGGGUGAGAAGCCCUACACGUGCAUUGAGUGCGGCAAGAGCUUCAUCCAGAGUUCGCACCUGAUCCGCCACCGCCGCAUCCACACCGGCAACAAGCCGCACAAGUGCGCGGGCUGCGGCAAGGGCUUCCGCUACAAAACGCACCUCGCGCAGCACCAGAAGCUGCACUUGUGCUAG